GCUGGAUUCGCUUAGCUGCUCUGCAAGGAUUCGGAGCCACUUCAGCCGCGUUUGAAAAGGGCCACUGAAAAGUCAGGAAAGGUUGAAAUCGGAUUUUCCACGGAUUCCUACUUGCAACGUCAAAUAAUAUCGGGAAACAUCGCCACCAAACAAGUAUGAGGAUAUUAUUGUGGAGAAGCAAUUAACCCCUCCCCAAACACAAGGCGCCCGGGGAAAGGUGAGGCCGGAAGGCAAGGAAGCCCUUUGGAGGAGAGCGGUCUGGGGAGCGGCUGCAGGUGGGGUCCCAGCCCCCGAGCUUCAGUACCGGCGGGGAUGGACAGCGUCUCCAGCCUGGGCUGCAGCCACCGGGACCGAACUGCGCCGCCGCGGCCCCUGCUGCUGUCCUUGCCUCCGCCAGCAGCGGGGCUGCCCGCUCCUCGCAUGUAAAAGGCGGCGCCUCCCCAUAACCCCUCGUCCCCCCCUCUCCAUCUAAGUAGAGGAAAAACAACAACGCUUCUUACCCACCGGCUACAGCGACCAUUCGGGGCUCGGAGGAGUGCUCUUGUUGCACAGAUUCAACUCUCGGCAGCAACUUCAAAAAUAAUUUUCCGUGGGGGCCUGGGAGACAUGCACACAGAGGAGUGAAGUCCAAGUUCUUUGAGGCUCUGGGAAGUCAUGGGCUCUGCAGCGAGGAUCGAGGUGCUCAAAGGCCCCCACUUUUUGGAAUAAACAAUGCUCACCAGAGGAGGCCCCUGUUUUUGGAUAUACUGGUAGCUUUGUGAGAGGAGGUUCCAGAACUAUUCAGAAUCCUACGUUAGAGAAACGAACAGGCAUCUAAUUCUUUCAGUGGGCAGACAAUUCUCCAAAAUGUUGUGAUUGCCAGAGGAGUGACUUCUGAUAAAAGAAAAAUACUGCUCUACCUACACUCAAACUGAGUCCUUUGCGGUGCCAUAGCACAUGGAUUUCAGGACUGCCUGUGAGGAGACAAAGACAGGGAUUUGUCUGCUGCAGGAUGGCAAUCAGGAGCCUUUCAAAGUCCGGCUGCACCUGGCCAAAGACAUUCUGAUGAUCCAGGAGCAGGAUGUGAUGUGUGUGUCUGGGGAGCCUUUCUAUUCCGGUGAAAGAACAGUGACUAUUAGAAGACAAACUGUAGGAGGAUUUGGAUUAAGCAUAAAGGGGGGAGCGGAACAUAACAUUCCAGUUGUCAUUUCAAAAAUCUCCAAGGAGCAAAGAGCAGAACUUUCGGGGCUGCUCUUCAUCGGGGAUGCGAUCCUACAGAUAAACGGAAUUAAUGUGAGAAAAUGCAGACAUGAAGAAGUGGUUCAAGUUCUUAGGAAUGCUGGAGAAGAAGUGACCCUAACAGUGUCUUUUUUAAAAAGAGCACCUGCUUUCCUCAAACUCCCACUGAAUGAAGAUUGUGCAUGUGCACCAAGCGACCAGAGUAGUGGCACCUCCUCUCCUCUGUGUGACAGUGGCUUACAUCUCAACUAUCAUCCCAAUAAUACAGACACCUUAUCAUGUUCUUCAUGGCCAACUUCUCCAGGCUUGAGAUGGGAAAAGCGAUGGUGUGACCUGAGACUGCUCCCUCUACUUCAUUCUCGCUUCUCUCAGUAUGUGCCCGGGACAGAUUUGAGUCGGCAGAAUGCUUUUCAAGUCAUUGCUGUGGACGGGGUCUGCAGUGGGAUCAUUCAGUGCCUCUCUGCUGACGACUGCAUCGACUGGCUGCAAGCAAUAGCAACUAAUAUUUCAAACCUCACAAAGCACAAUAUUAAAAAAAUCAACAGAAACUUUCCUGUUAACCAGCAGAUCGUCUACAUGGGUUGGUGUGAGGCCCGGGAGCAGGACCCCCUUCAGGACUCGGUGUACUCUCCAAUAUUUCUAGCCCUGAGGGGCUCAUGUCUUUACAAGUUUCUGGCACCUCCAGUGACAACAUGGGAUUGGACCCGAGCAGAGAAAACAUUUUCAGUUUAUGAGAUCAUGUGCAAGAUUCUCAAGGACAGUGACCUCCUGGACCAGCGCAGACACUGUUUCACUGUGCAGUCCGAGUCGGGGGAGGACCUCUACUUCUCGGUGGAGUUAGACUGUGACCUUGCCCAGUGGGAAAGAGCCUUCCAAACAGCAACGUUUCUGGAAGUGGAGCGGAUACAGUGCAAGACAUAUGCAUGUGUGCUAGAAAGUCAUCUGAUGGGACUUACCAUCGACUUUAGCACAGGAUUUAUCUGCUUUGAUGCUGCGACAAAGGCUGUACUUUGGAGGUAUAAGUUUUCUCAUCUUAAAGGCUCUUCAGAUGAUGGCAAGAGCAAAAUCAAAUUUUUGUUUCAGAAUCCAGAUACUAAACAGAUUGAAGCAAAGGAGCUGGAGUUUUCGAAUCUGUUUGCUGUUCUUCACUGCAUUCACUCCUUCUUUGCAGCCAAAGUGGCUUGCCUAGACCCUCUCUUCUUAGGCCAUCCAGCUACUGCCUCUGCGGCUGCCAGUUCUGCUACGAUGAGCAAAGCAAAGUACACGACUUGACCCCCUGAGCUUUGUGUUGCCACUUACCAUGACCGUAUACAUAGAGGAACAGCUUCGUCACUUUAGACCGUGGAGAGACAAUCACCU
Myotis davidii is the source of this 2577-nucleotide messenger RNA. RefSeq names its product syntrophin gamma 1 (gene SNTG1). Lineage: Eukaryota; Metazoa; Chordata; Mammalia; Chiroptera; Vespertilionidae. The record is from RefSeq and is a predicted model, not a curated record. Bases 937 to 2490 code for a protein of 517 amino acids. Gene Ontology annotation, cellular component: intracellular anatomical structure; dystrophin-associated glycoprotein complex. Gene Ontology annotation, molecular function: protein binding; structural molecule activity. The transcript is spliced from 20 exons.